AUGACCAUACAUACCGAUAGACUAAGAACUGCAAACAAGUCCUAUUUAAUGGACGUUGCAAAAAGAAAGUACCUCGAAAAAAAAUCUGACUUAAUAUCCGAAGAAAAAAAUACAGAUGAGAAUUAUACAAACGAUAAAGAUUGGAGAGUUGAUAGACUAGAAAUGCUAAGAAAAAUUCAUGAAAAAAGAAGAGAAUACUUGGAUAGAGGUUCUGGUAAUCUAGAAAUUCUCACAGACGAAAAGGAACUUAUCAAUAUUGCAAACAGUAAUACAAGAGUGUUAUGCCACUUUUACGAAGACGAUUUUGAAAGAUGUAAACUUCUUGAUAGUUUGUUGGUUUCUCUUGCCUCUAGAUUUUUGGACACCAGAUUCGUCAAAAUCAAAGCCACCAAAGCGCCCUUCUUCACACAUAAAAUCGGAAUUAAAGUCUUGCCAACCCUUUUAGCGACAAUCGACGGAAAUAUAACGAGAAUCUAUAUCGGAUUUGAAGAGUUUGGAGAUAUCUUUAAUUCUGUUUCAAAUGGAAAUAACAGGAUUCCACUAAAAAUCGCACUUAACAAAUUAAACACUUUCUUUAAUUCCACAAAAAAUCCUUAUAAAAAGUAUAUGUGUAAAGAUUCUAUAGAUGAUAAUAUUACAACUGAAGAAUUCAUGGACCAGUUCUAUUCAAGACAUAUUGAUAAGAAGCACGGAGUAAGGUCACAAAUCUUAAUGGUUGGAGGACCUAAGUCGAUUAGAGGAAACCCAGGAGGAAUAAUGAACUCAAUGUUAUCAUUUCCACAGAUCACGUCAUAUCAAUUUGUCGGAAUAGCCAAGGAUAUGGAGUGUAUGUUCCUGGAAAAAAUACUUCAGUGCUCCCAAAGCUCAAAGCUAACAAGAUCAUACAACACAAGCGAAUUUACCAAAGUACAAAAAAUGAAAAGUAAAGAGAUUGUAAAAGAAUUAAAUUCAAAAGUACAGAGUUCCGAUCAUUUAGAAUAG
Theileria annulata is the source of this 981-nucleotide messenger RNA. RefSeq lists its product as uncharacterized. The coding region runs from base 1 to 981 and encodes 326 amino acids. Gene Ontology annotation, cellular component: cytoplasm. The transcript has 8 exons. Lineage: Eukaryota; Apicomplexa; Aconoidasida; Piroplasmida; Theileriidae. The record is from RefSeq and is a predicted model, not a curated record.